AUGUCAUCUCUCAGCAACAACUCCUUCACUCAGCCCUCCGAAUUCCACCUCAUGUGCCUCCCUGGGGCCCAGAGCCAUCAGCUCGGGCUCUCCUUGGUUCUGGCCCUGCUCUUCAUCGUGGCCCUGGGGGCCAACACUUUGCUCCUGCUGACUGUCCGGCUGGAGGAGUCUCUGCACCAGCCCGUGUACUACCUUCUCAGCCUCCUCUCCCUCUUGGACCUUGUUCUCUGUCUGACUGUCAUCCCCAAGGUCUUGGCCAUCUUCUGGUUGGGUUGGUGGUCUAUCAGCUUUGCAGGCUGCUUCUUGCAGAUGCUCAUCGUAAACAGCUUUCUGGCCAUGGAGUCCUGUACCUUCUUGGUCAUGGCCUAUGACCGUUAUGUGGCCAUCUGCCACCCGCUGCGGUACCCGUCCAUCGUCACUGACCACUUUGUGGCUAAGGCGGCCAUCUUCAUCGUGGCUCGCAACUUCCUGCUCCUGCUGCCUAUUCCCAUCCUCUCUGCCCGGCUACACUACUGUGGGAACACCACCAUUAGGAACUGUUUGUGUGGCAACCUGUCUGUGUCACAGCUCUCUUGUGAAAAUAUUACCCUCAACCAACUCUACCAGUUUGUGGUGGGCUGGACCCUGCUGGGCUCAGACCUGAUCCUCAUUGCCCUCUCCUAUGCCUUCAUCCUUCGUGCCGUGCUGCGUCUGAAGGCUGAGGGGGCAGCGGCCAAGGCCCUGAGCACCUGCGGGUCCCAUCUCAUCCUCAUCCUCUUCUUCAGCACCGUCUUGCUGGUCCUGGUCCUCACCAAUGUGGUCAAGAAGAGAGUCCAUGCCGACAUCCCCGUCCUCCUCAAUGUCCUGCACUACGUCAUCCCUGCUGCCCUGAACCCUAUCGUCUAUGGGGUGCGGACUAAAGACAUCCAGGAGGGGAUCCACAGGGUCUUGAGGAAGGCUAGGGGCUUAGAGGGUAGGGAACUCACCCCUUGCUAG
Molecule: messenger RNA, 975 nt
Organism: Ornithorhynchus anatinus (platypus)
Lineage: Eukaryota; Metazoa; Chordata; Mammalia; Monotremata; Ornithorhynchidae
Product: olfactory receptor 56A4-like
Exons: 1
Coding region: 1-975 (324 amino acids)
Biological process (GO): G protein-coupled receptor signaling pathway
Cellular component (GO): membrane
Molecular function (GO): olfactory receptor activity; G protein-coupled receptor activity
Source: RefSeq, a predicted model, not a curated record